Molecule: messenger RNA, 675 nt
Organism: Rangifer tarandus platyrhynchus (Svalbard reindeer)
Lineage: Eukaryota; Metazoa; Chordata; Mammalia; Artiodactyla; Cervidae
Source: the annotation of a GenBank genome assembly
AUGGCCCUGGGGCUGCAGAAUGUGCAAAUGAACCCUCUGUUUGGUGACUUCAAAGGCCCCACGGGGAGAUCAGCGCCCCCAAAGAGAAAGCGGCGGGAGCGUACCGUGUACAGCAAAGAGCAGUCGGAGGCGCUCAAAGAAGCCCUCCUGAGGACCGAGUACCCGAGCUACCGGGACCGCCUGCGCCUGGCGGCCAGGCUGCACCUGGACGAACACAGAGUGCAGGUCCGAGCCCCCCGCCCCGGCCUCCCCUCCUCCGGCCCGCGGCCGCGGUGUGGUUCAAGAACCGCCGGGCCUAGUGCUCCCGUCUGGAACGACGACAGGCCGAGGGCGGAUACCGGAGGGCCAGCGAUGUGCCCAGGGACCCCGGAGCCCCCUGGACCCCCGCCCCCGCCCUGGAAUCUGCUACCGCAGCUGCAAGCCCCAGUUUCCCAGGCGGCCCGGGAUUCUACAGCCGCCCUCCUCCCCCCAGCCCCGCGGGGGUGCUCCCAGGGCCCGAGCCGGGUGUCUCCAGCCACCAACCGGCCGCGUGGGUCCCCGCACAGGGCGUCCACGUGUACCGCCCGGCUGCUCCAACCCCGGCUCCGGCCCUUGCCCCGGGCUGGCCUCAGGACCCCUACGCGCCGAACUACCGCCCAGAUCCUCUUCCGGUUCUGCUUCCUGACUGUGCCCUGA